UAAAAUGCUCCAUUCAAUUGCAUUUUUUUCUUCAAUACAAUAGAUAAGCAAAUGUACAUAGUAGGAUAAUGAUCAAUUUUGAUAGCACAGCACCUCUGCAAUCGGAAUAACAAGCAGUCAAUAAAAAAGGAAUCACACAUAUAAAAAACAGUAGGAUAAAGGAAAUACUUUUUCUGUGUAAUAGGUUGUCUUGUUUAUGUCCUUCAGACUUCUGCACGGUCUAAUCCUUAAGUGUGUCUAAACCUGAGAAUUAGUAUUGAACUGUUGUUGUUUUGCUUCAUCCUGGACUGUUAAAGGCUGCUUUGGUUUUACUGCUCCUCUCUGAGCUCCACUUUAAUCACAUAAGUGUUUCCUGACAGCCCAAACCCUGAUGCGUUAACUGCGCCUCGUGGACCAAUCCUGAGCAAAAUAACAUCCAAAACGCUUCCUCCAAUACAAUACUGAGAAAUUACUCAGCAGUAGUAGGUUUCCCCCCUCUUAAGCCAUUACAUCGCUGCCUCUCUUCCUCCUCCUCCUCCUCUGUCACUCCCCUCUCCUCUGUCACUCCCCCCCCCAUCCCUCUCUCUGUCUCUCUGCUUGAACACAGGCGCUCUCUCUUUCCUACCUCGCAGACGUUUGGGUGCCACCGCCGCUGCAUCCUAUCUCUGACUCUGUUUGUCUCUUUCUCCUGACUCUUUUUACUCCACAGAGACAAAAAAAAAUACAAAUUUAAAAAAAGAAAAAGGAGAGAUAGAGAGAGGAAAAAGUGGCCGCCACGGGGCGAACCACAACAAUGACCCGGUCCUGACUAAAAUUGAAUGGAUUAGCCAAUCUAUUCUGAGCUCUAAUGAGAUUAGAGACAUGGGUCGCGGCGGCGUGGUACCUUUCGUUGAGCUCCUCGGGGAACAUUUUCCCCGUCAACAGUCCUCCAGACGUGGAAAUGGCGUUUUUGAUCCAGAAGAUGCCGCGGGUGCCAGGGGACAAUAACAGACCUUUGAAUGCACGCUCACCUGUGCCGCUUCUGUGGCGCGCGGAUUCCUAGAAGUAGAAGUAGUAGAGGAAGUAGUAGUAGUGAUAGUGGUAGUAGUAAAGGACAAAAUGAAGUACCAGAAAUAUAUCACGGUGAUGCAGAUGGCCAUGGGAGUGACAGCCUCCAACAAAGACUGCCUCCCCGCUAAGAGACAGCUGUGGGUGACCCCGCCAGAUGGAGAAACAUCCCCCUCAGGUGCUCCCGGGUGUUCAGAUGGGCUUACAGGUGCUAUCGGUGGUGCCGGUGCUAUGGCAAUGCCUGCCACCUCCACCCUCUCGUUGCCCAUGAGCCAGGGUAAACCUUCCCUGCGUCGCAUCAAAGGCCGCAUUCACCGCAGCAAGAGCCUGGACAGUAUGGAUCUGCUCGACUCCAAUAGUGCAGCGAUGGAGGAAACGGUCAUAUGGGAACAGCACACAGUGACCCUUCACAGGGCCCCAGGUUUUGGGUUUGGUAUUGCCAUCUCAGGUGGGCGAGACAACCCUCAUUUCCAAAGUGGGGAGACGUCCAUUGUGAUAUCUGAUGUGCUGAAAGGAGGGCCUGCAGAGGGACUGCUACAAGAAAAUGAUCGAGUGGUGAUGGUUAAUGCAGUCUCUAUGGACAAUGUAGAGCAUGCAUACGCUGUGCAGCAGCUCAGAAAGAGUGGCAAAAAUGCAAAGAUAACUAUUCGUCGGAAAAGGAAAGUGCAGAUCCCUGUUUCCCGGCCAGGGGACAGGGAGACGAUGUCGGAGCAUGAGGAAGAGGACAGUGAUGAGGAGGAUGGAUAUGACCACCAUAGUGGUCGUGGUGGCCAAAGUGCCUAUGGAGGAGCAAGCGGAGGCACUGGCAGGCGUCCUGAUCGUGAGCGUAGCAACAGCGGCAGGCGGGAUAAUAGUGCCUCGCGGGAAAGGAGCAUCUCACCGCGCUCUGAUCGCCGAUCACAAGCCUCCUCUGCGCCACCCAGGCCUUCCAAGGUCACCCUUGUAAAGUCCCGCAAAAAUGAAGUAGAGUAUGGACUGAGGUUGGCCAGCCACAUCUUUGUGAAGGACAUCUCUCCUGAGAGCCUUGCAGCCUGGGAUGGAAACAUCCAGGAGGGAGAUGUCGUCCUUAAGAUCAAUGGCACUGUUACAGAGAACCUAUCGCUAAUAGAUGCCAAGAAGCUGAUUGAGAGGUCAAAGGGCAAGUUGAAGAUGGUUGUGCAGAGAGAUGAGCGAGCCACACUGCUCAACAUUCCCGACCUUGAUGACAGCAUCCCGUCAGCCAAUAACUCCGAUAGAGAUGACAUUUCAGAAAUACAUUCACUGACAUCAGACCAUUCCAAUCGAUCCCACGGGCGAGGUAGUCGAUCACGUUCACCUGACAGGCCCGAGCCAUCGGACCUUCUCCGUCACUCACCUCGGCAGAUCAGCAAUGGCAGCCAUCGAAGUCGAGAUGAAGAACGCGUAUCCAAACCAGGGGCCAUGUCCACUCCGGUCAAAAGCUCUGACGAUGGUGUCUUGUCACAGGCCAGCGACCAGGCCAGCUCCAGAGAUGACAAACAGUUACCUCCGCUGCCUGAACCAAAGCCAGUUUAUGCACAGCCUGGUCAGCCUGAUGUGGACCUUCCUGUCAGCCCCUCUGAUGCCCCAGUACCCAGCGCUGCUCAUGACGACAGCAUCCUCAGGCCGAGUAUGAAGCUGGUCAAGUUCAAGAAGGGAGAGAGUGUCGGUCUGCGGCUAGCAGGAGGGAACGACGUGGGAAUUUUUGUGGCAGGUGUUUUGGAGGACAGUCCUGCUGCCAAGGAGGGGCUGGAGGAGGGAGACCAGAUUCUCAGGGUGAACAAUGUGGACUUUGCAAACAUCAUCCGGGAGGAGGCUGUGUUGUUUCUGCUGGAUCUCCCAAGAGGGGAAGAAGUUACUAUUUUGGCCCAGAAGAAGAAGGAUGUGUACCGGAGGAUAGUGGAAUCGGACGUGGGUGACUCCUUCUACAUUCGCACACAUUUUGAAUAUGAGAAAGAGUCACCGUACGGGCUGAGCUUUAACAAGGGUGAGGUGUUUCGUGUUGUAGACACGCUCUACAACGGCAAGCUAGGCUCCUGGCUCGCUAUCCGUAUUGGCAAGAACCAUCAGGAAGUGGAAAGGGGCAUCAUUCCCAACAAGAACAGAGCUGAGCAGCUAUCCAGUGUGCAGUACACCCUUCCCAAAACACCAGGAGGCGACAGAGCAGACUUUUGGAGAUUCCGAGGAUUGCGAAGCUCCAAGAGGAAUUUGCGGAAAAGCAGGGAGGACCUGUCGGCCCAGCCAGUCCAGACCAAGUUCCCUGCCUAUGAGAGGGUGGUGCUGAGGGAAGCUGGAUUCCUGAGGCCUGUGGUUCUCUUUGGGCCAAUAGCAGAUGUGGCCAGAGAGAAACUGGCCAGGGAGGAGCCAGACAUUUUUGAACUAGCAAAAACACAGCAACAACAAGGAGGGGAAAAGAGUGAACCCAGGGAUGCAGGAACCGACCAGAAAAGCUCCGGCAUCAUUCGCCUGCACACCAUCAAACAGAUCAUUGACCGGGACAAGCAUGCAGUGCUGGACAUCACGCCGAAUGCAGUGGACCGUCUGAACUACGCCCAGUGGUAUCCAAUCGUGGUGUUUCUCAACCCAGACACAAAGCAGGGUGUCAAGAACAUGAGGACCCGCCUCUGCCCCGAGUCCAGGAAGAGUGCCAGGAAGCUCUAUGAGCGAGCCCUUAAAUUAAGGAAGAACAACCACCACCUCUUCACCACGACCAUUAACUUGAACAACAUGAAUGAUGGUUGGUUUGGAGCGCUGAAAGAGAUAAUACAGCAGCAGCAGAACCAGCUGGUGUGGGUUUCAGAGGGCAAAGCUGAUGGCGCAGCUGAGGAUGACUUGGACAUCCACGAUGACCGCCUGUCCUACCUAUCGGCGCCAGGCAGUGAGUAUUCCAUGUACAGCACUGACAGCCGCCACACCUCCGACUACGAGGACACGGACACAGAGGGUGGAGCCUACACCGACCAGGAGCUGGACGAAACGCUGAAUGACGACGUGGGUCCACCCACGGAGCCUGCCAUCACCCGCUCCUCUGAGCCUGUCCGUGAGGACCCACCUGUCAUCCAGGAGCCCCCUGGCUACGCUAGCUACACUCACACAGUGCAGCCGGACCCCCUGAACCGCAUCGACCCGGCUGGAUUCAAGGCACCAGUGCCGCAGCAGAAAGCAGAGGCCGCUGCCGUCCCUAGCAUCCCCCAGCAGCCUGAGCCCCUGGCUGAGACAGUGCCCCCUGCUGUCGACGUUACUGUAAAAACUGUAGGGGGUCUGAGCCCUGACGAGGCUCCUGCAGCUCCUCACAGCCAGCCAAGCCCCAUCCCGGAGGCUGGCUCACUUAGGAGGCCCACCCCUGAGCUAACCCCCCAGAGCGUCACACCAGAACCUCUACAGUCUGGACUGGCCAGUUCAGAACCAAAGAUGUUUCAGAAGGAUCCAUACAGCACAGACAACACGGGGAGAAUCGGUCACAGUAUGAAGCCUGUGGCUUACAACCCUCAGCAGGGAUAUCACCCUGACCAGCAGCCAUACAGAGAUUACGACCACCCACCCAGUCGGUAUGAUGUAAGCAGCAGUGGAGUCAGCAGCGGAGGUGGUUACCCAGAACCAAAGUACCGAAACUAUGACUCUAACCCGCCCUAUGAGAACAGCGUGCCUCACUACGACCAGCAACAGUGGAACCCCUACAGCCAACCACUCUCUACUGCCAACUCCCAGGGAUACGAUCCCCGUUUGCCAUACGGUGACGGCCCUGACUCCCAGUACACCCCUCCUCUCCGCUACGACGAGCCCCCACCUCAGCAGGGAUUCGACGGACGGCCUCGCUAUGGUAAGCCGACCGCUCCGGCUCCUGUCCGUUAUGAUGACCCUCCACCUCCUGCUCCAGGGCCUGACAUGCACUACGACCAGGAUCCUCACCUGAGCACGUACCCCCCAGCGGCCCACUCCCCAGACCCUGCUGCCCAGCGGUCUGCCUAUAACCAGGGACCAACACCGCAACAAAAGAGCUACAAACCUCAGCAGUAUGACCCUGCUCAUGUGAACUCUGAAACCAGCCCCACACCUCCUCCCAAAGCAGAGGCGCCCUCACCUGCCCCUGCAGAUGCUCCAAAGCCUUUCCCUGCCAGAGAGGAGCAACAGGAGGACCCAGCCAUGCGGCCACAGUCAGUCCUGACAAGGGUCAAGAUGUUUGAGAACAAACGCUCUGUAUCCGUGGAUAGAGCCAGAGAUGCAGGGGAUUCAUCUGGGAGCAAGGCAGCUGAUUUACCUUUGAAAGCAGGUGGAGUCAUCCCUAAAGCAAAUUCUCUGAGCAACUUGGAUCAAGAGAAGACGUUUAGAGCCCCAGGUCCUCAGCAGCCUCAGUCCAAGGCAGCUGAUGACAUCGUGCGCUCCAACCAUUACGACCCCGAUGAGGACGAGGACUACUACAGGAAGCAGCUUUCUUACUUUGACAGGCUCCAGGCCGGUCCCAACAAACCCCAGCCACAAGCACAAACAACUAACAACUACCCCAGGACGGAGUCAGUGGAGAAACCAAGUCCAGUGGAGAAAAAAUAUGAACCAGUUCCCCAGGUGACGCCAUCUCUGCCACCAGCCACGCUCCCCAAACCCGCAACUGAAGCCAAGCCUCCCGGCCGAGACGACACUGUCCAGACCAACUUCCUGCCUCACAAGAGUUUCCCUGAGAAGUCCCCAGUUAACGGCACAAGUGAACAUCCUCCAAAAACAGCUCCACCAGCAACCAGCUACAACCGCUACACGCCCAAGCCCUACACAACAUCUGCCAAGCCUUUUGCUCGCAUGUUCGACAGUCCUAAAUUCAACCACAACCUUCUGCCCAACGACAAGCCGGAUACUGCUCCAAAGGGCCGGAGCUCCAGCCCAGUGAAGCCUCAGAUUCCCCCGCAGCCCCAGAACACAGACCACGACAGUGGCCUGGACACUUUCACACGCACUAUGGACCACCGCUCCAAACACCAGCACAACAACAUCAACGCUGUGCCCAAGGCCAUCCCUGUGAGCCCCAGUGCCCUGGAUGAUGAUGAGGAUGAAGAUGAGGGCCACACAGUGGUUGCAACAGCUCGAGGUAUCUUCAACAGCAACGGCGGCGUCCUGAGCUCCAUCGAGACAGGUGUCAGCAUAAUUAUCCCGCAGGGUGCCAUCCCUGAAGGUGUGGAGCAGGAGAUCUACUUCAAGGUCUGCAGAGACAACAGCAUCCUGCCGCCACUCGACAAGGAGAAAGGAGAGACUCUGCUCAGCCCUCUGGUGAUGUGUGGACCUCACGGCCUCAAGUUUUUGAAGCCUGUGGAGCUGCGCUUACCUCACUGUGCGUCUAUGACCCCUGAUGGUUGGUCUUUUGCUCUAAAAUCCUCCGACUCCUCGUCGGGUGACCCAAAAAGCUGGCAGAACAAGUCUCUCCCCGGGGACCCCAACUACCUGGUGGGAGCCAACUGUGUGUCUGUGCUCAUUGACCACUUUUAAGGACGGACCCGCAGGUGUGAUGUUACUGAAUGUGGAACCGUGGGGGAUCAAAUGAAGAAGAUGGACACACAAACACAUACACACACACUGACAGAUGCACUCCAGAGAGAGAGAGACACACACACACACACACACACACACACACACACACACACGACAUAAUGGAGUAUGAAGGAUAUCCAGUCAGUGCUGUUUACUGCACCCAUGGAUGAAGGCGAGACACUGAUGAUCGUUACAAGCUCUUCUUUAAACUUUUCUCCCCGAUUUGAAGUUGUGAUGUGAAAUGAAACCAUGGAUGCAUGCCCCAUGCCACUGAGGAUCGAUCCUUUAUAUAAGGCAAUGUUUAAUGUAAUUAUUGACAUGAGUAUAGAUGGAUGGAUGGCUUCUGAGGCAGCGUACAUGCUUCAGAAAUCUGUGUUGGUAUAUUUAUGCUAUAUAUGCAGACAGUAUAUAUAGUAGCAUAGAGAAAAUCUACUAAAAUUCUACUCGUGAAUUAAAUUACAAGUCAACAAAUAGUUAUUUUUCAGUUCAGAUGACUGAAUACAAACAUGUAUCUCCACAUUUUCUCCACACUGAGGGGAUUUUAAUGAAGGUUUGAGACAGACAGAGGCAAGAGUGAGCCAGUGAAGGUGAUCUGUUGAAGGAGUCGGCGAAACACGAGCUGGAUCUGAACCCAAGCAGCACACACUUUUCAGAGACGUUCUUCCUUCCUUUAUUCUUCCUUUUUUUCCCUACAGCGAUAUCUUGUAGCUUAAUUUCUUACAGAGUACCACGUCUCUCCUUCCAGCCUGAGGGAGAUCUAUGCAUGUUCUUUACUCAGGUCCAGUAGCCUCCUCAGUUCCUUCCUCACAUCUAUUUCUCCUCUUCCUCCUCCUCUCUCUUCCUCUCUCUGUGCACUCUUGCACUCACACACAAAUAAGCAGUGAUGCCUUAUCUGCAGAUUAUUCACUUUUCAUUAAGAGAAACAAAAUAAGUUAUGAUAAAUUAUGGUAUAAUGUCAUUUGUUUUGCCAUUUUUUGUGAACCCACUGUAUAAAUGAACUUGGGUUUAGCACACAGUAACAGUUUAUAAAGGAUAACAAAGGUAUGCUCUUCUUUUAUCUGCUAUGCAUUACUUAAAGAAGAAAAGAAAAACCAGAAAAGAAGUGGCUGUAAAUAAAUCUAGCAUAUUGCCUUGUUUCUUUUGUUUGUAAAUGAACUUUUUGUAUGUCUUUCUUUUUUGUAUAAAACCUAGAGAAAACAUGUUUUAAAAAGUGGAAGAAAGUGAACGUGGUUAUCUUUGUAUUCUGGAUAUACCCUCGAGCCUUGGAACUUGUAACCUAAUGAUAAUACAUCACAUCUUUUCUACCAGUAUAUUCACACUAUGUUACGGUCACACUGAAAAAAGAAAACAAAAAAACGGUCUUUUCGUGGCUCUCUAAGGAUCAGGAAAGUGCUUGGGCUAAAAUACAUUUAAAACAUGUUUCUUUAAAAAAGGGUGUGCUCUCAAAGUGUCCCCCUCACUGAUUUGUGAUACUGGAUGCUGUAUCGUGUGCCCUUAAAUGUAUUUUUGUACUAAUAGACGAUAUAUGAUGUAUGGCACACCAGUACCAUUUUAUUUUUAGAUAUAACACGGCUUUAAUUGGAUAUUAGCUCUUCACGUGUGGCUGACUUUUUUUCUCCUCUGCAACACAAUUUUAAGUAUACCACUGUAUUAAUAAAUAAAAUCAUUUUUAAAGUAAA
Molecule: messenger RNA, 8216 nt
Organism: Epinephelus moara (kelp grouper)
Lineage: Eukaryota; Metazoa; Chordata; Actinopteri; Perciformes; Serranidae
Gene: tjp1a
Product: tight junction protein 1a
Exons: 31
Coding region: 1078-6495 (1805 amino acids)
Biological process (GO): positive regulation of blood-brain barrier permeability; cell-cell adhesion; cell-cell junction organization
Cellular component (GO): plasma membrane; bicellular tight junction
Molecular function (GO): cell adhesion molecule binding
Source: RefSeq, a predicted model, not a curated record